Messenger RNA from Pecten maximus, 8591 nucleotides. Its product is annotated as zinc finger SWIM domain-containing protein 6-like. The transcript has 13 exons. Bases 5 to 3361 code for a protein of 1118 amino acids. Lineage: Eukaryota; Metazoa; Mollusca; Bivalvia; Pectinida; Pectinidae. Gene Ontology annotation, molecular function: zinc ion binding. Gene Ontology annotation, cellular component: Cul2-RING ubiquitin ligase complex. The record is from RefSeq and is a predicted model, not a curated record.
CCUCAUGGCAGCUCCGAAAAGGCUGUGUACGAAUUUUGCUCCAAGUUGGAUAUCCCAAAAUGCUGGGAAUUCGGGAUUUAAGGAUGGUAAAAGUGGACACGGUGAUAAAGUGGAGUCUCUACUGGAUAUUUGUGCUAAAAUUGUGGCGGAAAACAUCCCAUUUCAGACCGUAGAACAACGUUUCGAUCGGAUCCCCGAACCAGUUCAGGGGCGAAUCGUGUUCUGGUCCUUCCCUCGUAAUGAAAAGGAUAUUUGUAUGUACUCCUCCUUCGCAAAUUGUGGGAAGGAUGGCGCAGAGAAUCAAAAACUACCCUUCCACCAAGGAGUAAGACUUCUAGAAAAUGGUGCUGUCGAUAGUGUUUUACAAAUUGGAUUUCACCUUAGUGGAACAGUAACGGAACCUGCCAACCCCUUGUAUACCACUGAGCCAGAUACAACAUAUCAAGUGUCUAUCAGCUUUGAUAGGUGUAAAAUUACCUCAGUAAAAUGUGGCUGUGGAGACAAGGAUAUAUUUUGGUGCAAACAUGUGGUGGCUUUAUCCUUAUAUCGGAUACGCAAAGCCGAAAGUGUACAACUCAGGGUCCCUAUAUCAGAAACACUUUUACAGAUGAGCCGGGAACAACUACAGAAGUUUGCCCAGUAUUUAAUAGCAGAACAUCAUUCAGAGGUCCUUCCAACUGCACAGAAAAUAGCUGAUGAAAUUCUAUGUGCAAAAUCCGAGAUCAAUCUCCUUCCAGGUGCUCCUGACCCGACCGCUGGGGCUUCUGUUGAUGAUGACAAUAGCUGGCAUUUAGAUGAGGAACAAGUACGGGAAACUGUGCGAUCUUACCUGUCUCAAGAUGGCUACAUCACAGUGUCUAAUCAACUCACCUUUAUGUUUGCAAAGGUGAGAGAGAUGCUGCGUGCCAGGGACUCAAAUGGUGCUAGAAUGUUAACACUGAUCACAGAACAGUUCCUGGCCGACCCUCGUCUCCUGGUGUGGAAGUCUCAAGGCCAACCGAUGACAGACAAGUGCAGACAACUCUGGGAUGAAUUAGGUGCUCUCUGGGUGUGUGUCGUCCUGAACCCUAACUCCACCAUGCAGGAUAAAGAACACUGGCAAAAGCUCCUGGAUGAGUGGUCAUCAUGUCCAGUCUGUCCACUGGAGGACGCUGAUGUCCGGCAUGCAGGGGACUUAACUCUCACCAACAUGGGACUCAGUAACUCAGGUCCCUACUCCAAUAAGCCACGAAAGAUAUUCCACCGCGCCCUGACAGCCAGCAAGCUGACAUGGGAGGACAAACACCUCCAGCUGGUUCUUAGGGAGGACUACAGUCAUUGUCUCCAUAACUACCAGUUUGAUCUCUUCAACCAGCAGGGCUUCCCUCUCUGGAAUGAACACUUCCCAACGGCAUGUGCUAGAGUAGAUGCCUUACGUUCCCAUGGUUACAUAAAAGAGUCUUUACGAUUGGCUGUCAGUAUUGUAAGGUCAUUGAAAAAGAAGCAGAAAUACAACCAGCAGAUUUACAAGAGUCACAGUGAGGAAACGCCAAGUACUAGUCGUGGUUCCUGGAAGAAGCCCCCUCAGACCAAUAAUACUGAGGGGUGGAUAGGACAUGCUCUGGAUCCACUGGGUGUUCUUUUUGACACACUCAUGGAGGCGUCGAUCAACACCGAGGACCCCACUCCUACUGAUCCACUAAGUAGUCGCCUUUUUGCUGGUGAAACCCCGAGUUGUCUUCCACCCCGAUACCAUCAUGUGGCCAUCCCGGGUAAUGGAGACCGCCACGAGUCGUACUUGACGUAUGCCCUGGAGGUAGCACUGAUUGGUCUGAGCCAACAAAGACAGAUGCCAACAGGGCUGUAUGCUCAGGAAAAAGCUUGUAAACAGGAAGAAAAACUCAUAGCCAAACUACAGAGUGUGGAGCUCGACCCCACGCUGGUCUCCGUGUUCAGUAAACAGGCCAUCCUCAUGUUAGAAGGGGGUAGUCACAGUGGCCUUGGGAUAGGAAUACACUCGGAGAGCUAUCCCAUGCACACAUUUGCCAAGUUUCUUUUCAACAGCCUCCUACCCCACGACCAGGAUCUGGCUUACAGGAUCGGCCUUCGUGCAAUGAGGUUGCCUGUUCUAGAAGAUACAGAAGAUAUAGAUGAUGGUUUAAAUAAUAUUGGGUCAGCCAUGCUUAGCCGCUUCCCACGUUGGUUUAUCCUCGGUCAUAUCGAAAGUAAACAAUGUGAGCUGUCUUGUACAUUGCUGGCAGCAGCCAAGGGGGACAUCCGAAGGCUACGCACUGUGUUGGAGGUAGCUCACAAGCACAUUCACAGCUCGUCGCAGCUCUUCAAACUCGCCCAGGAUGUGUUUAAGAUAGCCACACCUGCAGACACGCCUAAACACAUGGGCGCACUCAAUGCGGCAUUUGAACUGGGCUUACAGGUGAUGAAGAUGACACUCAUGACGAUGAAUUGGCGUCGGCGUGAGAUGGUACGAUGGUUAGUGACCUGUGCAACAGAGGUUGGAGUUCAAGCAUUGGUGUCAAUCAUGCAGAACUGGUAUGCCUUAUUCCAGCCAAUCGAGGCUACAGGAAUGGUUGCCACGACGAUAAUGUCUCAUACAACAAUGAUGCAGUUGAAUGUAAAUUAUCACCAGCAGGAAGAGCUGGCUAACUGCGCUCGGACAUUAGCACUUCAGUGUGCCACCAAAGAUCCCCAGAACUGUGCCCUGUGUGCUCUCACGUUGUGUGAAAAAGACCCAGUAGCAUUCGAAACAGCCUAUCAAAUAGUCAUAGAGGCUGCCUCACACAUUAUGAACUCCAGUCAAUUGUUUACGAUAGCCCGGUACAUGGAGCACCGAGGCUACCCUAAUCGUGCAUACAAACUUGCCCUUCUCGCCAUGAAAAAUCUACAUCUCGCUUACAAUCAGGACACUCAUCCCGCCAUCAACGACAUUCACUGGGCGUGUGCACUAAGCCACUCGCUCGGAAAAAACGAACUAGCCAAUGUUAUUCCCGUCCUGGUUAAAAAUGUUCAAUGUGCGACAGUGCUAUCAGACAUUCUGCGGAGAUGCACAUUGUCUGCUCCUGGCUUAGCAAGUCAGGAUGGAAAACGACGUGCCAUCAAACUUUUGUCGUAUGACAAGCUUCCGCUACGCCAGCUCAUGGAUGCCACGAUACAUGCCUACAUCAGCACAACACAUUCAAAACUCACACAUAUCAGUCCACGUCAUUACGGUGACUUCAUAGAAUUUCUCAGCAAAGCACGGGAAACAUUUCUGCUGGCUCAGGAUGGACUCAUCAAGUUUGCACAGUUAAUCGAAAAUAUGAAGCUUGUUUAUAAAGGCAAAAAGAAACUCAUGUACCUUAUCAAGGAGAGGUUUGGAUUAUGAUGUCGGUUUUACUGUGUCUAAAGGUUAAUGACAGAGCUGAUCAUUCCACGAGUGUUCUGUGGGCAGUGUCAGGCUGUUUCCUUGGUGCUGGGCAUGUCACUGUCCCCUUUGGUACACGGAGAUCUCCACAUCCCUGCUGGCUUUAGGUACAUAUUAGGUAUACCUGUCUCUGGUGCUAGUCACGUUGUAGGGGAUGACCUAGAGGGGAUGCACAUUGUAUUUCCAAUGUUAGUGUGUGGCGAGAUCUGUGGACAGGAGAGGACUCCGUUCUGGAUAUGCAUACAAGUGAGCUGUGUCAGAAAUAUAAUAACAGCAUAACAGAUCUCUGUGAAAUGCAUUUGGUGUCGGAACAUAAUCAAUGCAUGUGACGAUAGCAUGCCCAAGAUAGGAGUGACAUGUGUGCACACACACUGUAAAUUUACACGGAAUACAUGUGUGCGUAAAUGUGAAUUGUAGGGUGAAGAGGUGUAGUGAUGGAAGGCAACCAGUCAAAUGCCAAUCCCAAAGUUUACACUACAAGGGACCAAGGUUCUUAUAAUCAUUCUUUUCCUAUUACCUCAUCAGUCUGUGAUUUGACAAAGAUAGAUUUGGUGUCGUCUGCCUGCUAAUGUCUUUAUAUACACAAGGCUUACACAUGUACCAUGACAGAAAUCAUUGCCUAUGUUGCAAACUUUGUAUUAUUUCUUGACAAAAAACUCCACCAAUAUUCGUUUUAACUUGUUUAUUUUGAUAACCAUGGCAACAAUACAUGUAGAUUUCUCCCUCCUGAAAUGUUGAUCUAUCUUUGAUCACACCAGCUCGAAUAUAGUUUGUUUCAAUUAUUUCUCAGAUUAUCUUCUUUACUUGUGUAGACUUUAUUUCAUAUUAAUGACACAUUUCUACCUUUUUGAACUAAAGAGUUCAGCUCUGACCUCAAGGUUUAUCAGAAGUCACUGUGAAGGAGAUGAAAGUAGCAUUAUUUAACUUAUAUGAUUGGUCUAAACUGAUUAUAUAGUGUAGAUGUUUUAGAAAGUACGACUGUUUGUUGUUAUUUCCUUUUAAUUUAUAAGGUACAAUUUCUAUAAUAUGUUUUGAAUAAUGUUUCCUCCAAAUUUUCUUUAAGUGAAAUCAGUGGUGUAACUGCAUGCAGUUCUGUUUUGCCUUGCUUCAAAAUGUGGUUCUUUUUCAGGUGGUGCUAAAUGUGUUUUUUUAAGUGUGUAUCUAUGAAAUUGUUCAAAAACUGUUGAUCAGUUUCUUUACUUCAAGUGUAUUUUAAUACAUGUACAGUGAAACGAUGAUGCAAUGAUCAUGAUUUAUAUGUGUGUGUGUGUGUGUGUUCAUAUGUAUGCUUGAGUGUGUAUGAAAAUGAAAUGAUAUUUUGGCCACAAAAACAAACGUUAUAGUUUGUUUAUUAUAUAAGUACGAACUAGGUGUGUGUAAGACAUACAGUAUGUGUGAUUAUAUAUAUAUAUUCCUUAAUAACAAGUAUGAAAGUUUGUUUAUAAUGUAUUCACAGUAGGUAGGAUAUAUAGUUUUAUGUGAGAGAGUGUAAUAGAUGAAUACAUAUUGUAGAAAUAAAAUAUCAAAUUGAAGUUAUUAAAAAUUCGAAUAUUUUAUUAAUAUGGUCCCUAGACAACUUAUUUUCUGUUGAUAUUCUGAAAAGUAAUGUAAAAUUUAUUUAUUUUACAGCAAUAACAAAACAAGUUAUAUCAACUUUUAUUGAUCACUCUUGUGGUCCUGGAUGGAAAUGUAUUAAGGGUCUUAACUUACUGUGCAAGGAAAGCGAGAACUGGGAGAAAAAUCAUUUCACAUCCAAUCAGGGAAUUGAACCUCGGCCACCUAAAGGUGAAAGGCAACUGUGUUACCACUGUACCACCAGACAACCCAAAUUGUAAUUGCAUCACUUAAUGUUUCACUGUACAUGUAAUGUUACUGGAGUUAGCAUUGUAAACACUUUACACUCUAUAGUCUCAAUUAGCAUAUGUAGGGGGUAAAAUGAAAAAUUAACAAUUUUAAUUGUUUAUACGAGAUCUGGAAAUUAGAAUAUGUUUCUGUUUUGUUUUUGGUGAUAUGUUUGUACUGUCGAUACACAUCUAUAUACCGGUAUACUUUACUCUUGCUCUAUAAAGUUGAUCAUAUUUUUUGCAAUAUUUUGUCAUUCAGGGUUUUGUUAAUGAUAGUCAUGUGUUUUCCCUUUCCUGAACAUGUACAUGUUGACCCAAUGUUUUGUAUAUGCCUAUUUUUUUCAUUAUUGUGUAUGGUUGGUAUGUAAACAUACUGGUACUGUCCGUUCGUGUAUAACUUAAGUAGUUGAUGGGAUUCCUUCAUCCUCAUUGUCGUUAUAACCUGAUUCUUCAUUCAUAUUACUGGUUCAUUCCAUUUGUUAUAAAGUUUUCACUUUCCCAAUUCACUAACUUUCAUUUCUUUUCCUUCGAACACCUCUCAGUCAUUUGAAAAAAAUACAAAUUAGCAAUAAUAACAUUCAUUUUGUGCAAUAAAUUCUGGAGGAAGGUAUUAUUUUUAGUGUAUUUGUAGAAAGCUUACCCAAGAUAUCUGUUCAUGAACAGAUUUACCUGUAAAACAGUUCACCUGUACAAAAAUGAUUUACCCAUAUAUCAGUUCAACUGUACAGAAAGGAAAAUACCUGUAAAACAGUUCACCUGUACAUAAAGGAUUUACCUGUAAAACAAUUCACCUGUACAGAAAGGAUUUACCUGUAAAACAGUUCACCUGUACAGAACUGACAUGUUCAAUGUAGUGAACAAUAUGUGAUUAAUUUAUUGAAAUCAAAUCAUUUUGUGUAGACCCUAUUUCAAUGUAAUGAUCUGUAUAGCAUUGGUUUCUGUGUCUAUAUAUAAAGUAUUGGCCAUUUUGAUAAUGGGAAGUGUUGUACAAUAAUAUAUUAAAGCACAACUGUUCCACAGACACGGAGCAAUAGGUUCCAGUCUAUAUUUAUGGUAAACUAUUACAUUUUUAAGGCGAAUGGAAUAUUUUACAAAGAUUGUCAUUAUAAUUGUCUGUUUUAAAUGUUUGUCCAUAAAAUGGACAAUAUUAAUUUCCUGUGUAAUACUAAGUAUCACAGAAUCCAACUAGUUUACCUCUAGUACGUAAGCUACAACAGUAACACCAAAUAUAGCAGACAGUAUCGUGCUAGUCACAGCAUAUCUUAGUAUUUCUUUCCUUUUCACUGCUAGCAUACUUAAGAUCAAGACACAUUGCCUUAUAAAGAAAAUUCUACGACACCAGUAUGGACAGUUUCUUUGAUAAACUUGAUAACAAUGCGUAUGUAAAUGAUACGAUAGCAUUAAAACAAGGAAUAUAUAAUAUCUAUAAAAGUUUGGCCUUAACGACAGCUUAUAUAUCACAGCUGAAACAGUCUACCUCAUUUCAUGAAUUUUUACAUUUUUUUUAACGUUUUAUAUGAGAGAAAAUUUCAAAAUAUAUUUGAAUGUGUAUGGGAAGCUCUGCCUGGAUUAUAAUCAGCCUUGAUUAUGAUCGAGCAGAAAUCUGCAUUAUUUACAUUAGAAUUUGUAUGAUGAGCAUUGUAUGGUAUAUUUUAUUACUAUUAUAUAAUUGGCAUGCUAUAUGCUAGACAUGCAUGUAAACUUGUAAGGCCAGGGGCCUAGGUUUUCUUCUCUUCUCAAACCACUCCUAAUGUGUAUUUUUAGAGCUGGGCACAGUGGUGUGCACAGAGCCUGAGAAUGACAAAAGAAAUAUUUUCAUUCAUUGAACAGUAGAGAGGGUGAAAUGAUGAAAUAUCUUCAUUCAUUUAAUAGUAGAGAGGAUGAAAUUAAAUAUCUUCAUUCAUUGAACAGUAGAGAGGGUGAAAUGAUGAAAUGUCUUCAUUCAUUUAAUAGUAGAGAGUUGCACAAAAUGAUGAAAUAUUUUCAUUUAUUUAAUAGAGAGGUGAACGAAAUGAUGAAAUAUUUUCAUUCAUUGAGCAGUAGACAGGGUGAAAUGAUGAAAUAUCUUCAUUUAUUAAACAGUAGAGAGUGAAAUGGGCUCUGUGUGCACCCUUUAAACAAAUGUCAGUUUUCAAAUUCCGGUACUUUCUUCUUUUUUCAUGUAGAAUCACACUUUAAAAUGAUAUUUUUUGAGCAAAUGCAACAAGCAUAUUUUAGAUCUUAUAUUAAUUAAUCCUAAAUGGUGUAAUUGUGUUUUUAAUAAUUAAUAAUGAUCAACUUCCAAAAACUAACUGCAAAAUUAUAGUUACACUGUAAUAUCAACCAAUUAACACAAAAGUACCUUCAAUUUUGAGUGAAGUUUUUGGAUACAUUUGUUUCAUGCUAGGAACGGCCUGAAGAAUGAGUUAUAAGCCUUUAAUAGUUAAAUGAUUUUCAUUGUCUUUUAAUGUUUCAAUUUUUUGAAGAGAAAUUAUUUAUGAUGGUUGUUUUCUAGAGUUAACCAACAACGGACUGAAGGUUUAGAACCAAGUUGUUUCAAAGAUUAUGAUCUGAUCAUAAUGUGUUCUGAAGUUUGGAUCUGUAGUCUUUUGAAGGUUCUGUCCAGGUGUUCUCAAGUUCGUAACCAAUGGUGUUCAAUGUUGUACACCUCUGUUUUGUAAGGAAUCAUUUCCUAACAAGCCUUUGUCUGUGUUUUAUUUCUAAGUGUUUCGUUGUACCAUACUGAUGAUCUUUAUCAAGCAAAGUAGAAUAGAAAUAUUUUGUGAAAAUUCCAAUUAUCUUAAGAUAAUGAAAUAAAUGAAUUGCCAUAUGCAUUAUUUAAAUCAUUACCAGUAAGAAGUGUUUAGUAUAUCUGACGUGAUAGAAGAAUGAUUAGGUAAAACAUCAUAAUCAUGCUAUUACAUUGCUUUAAUCACAAACUAAUCACUUAUGACAAUAUGCAAAGUAUUUGAAAAAGUUCAGACGAAAAUUAUUCAUAUCGUCUUGCCACGGUCAAAUUUUUUUUUUGUGUACAUUAUACAUGCAAUACUGCUUUUUUAAAAGCAACUUCCAUUUUGAGCAGGGAAUCACGAUAAUGAGUUGAGAGUACAUCAGUCAGCCUUGUUUUGUUUGCUAUAUAUGGUACAUAUGUCAUGUGACCAGUUUUAGUGCUCCGUUCUAUUUAUAGUUGAUUACAUUUUGUAGAAGUCUAGUCUAAAUGUAUUGUGUACAAGAGGUGUACAUAUUAAUGAUAAUGUGUAUCUGAUUGUCCCCAAACAGAUGUUGGUUAGGUGCCAGUAAUGAAUGGUGAAAAUCUAUUAUAUUGUCUGAUUGGGGAAGAAGAAUGACCAAUAAAAAAUAGAAACUAA